AUGUUCCCCAAAUAUCUGAAAUUUUUUGUGGGCCUCAUAUGUACUCUGUCGUGUCCGGUAUAUGCCAUAGCCCAUGCUCAACUGGAUCUGCCACCCUUACCCACCCCAAGGCCAGAGAUAUUCUACAAUGGCUACACCGUAUCCACAACUCCCGCCCAGGCCUUGGGUGAUUUAGAUCGAGAUCAACGAUUCGGUCCACCAUAUGCGGAUGAUGGCAAUAAUGAUGAUGGCUCGGAUGAUUUUAGGAAUGGUCAAACCUAUGAUGAGCGAAUGCGUUACGGUUUCAAUUAUCGUUCGAAUUUCACCUUCCCCUCGGAUUCACCGUUUAGCGAUAAAAAUGUCUACAAUACCCAAACUCUGCAAAAUGAUCGUUAUGGUAAUCGGAAUUAUGAUAACAACCUUCUGAAUCAUCAAACCUACAACGAUCGCUAUGGUCAGAAUGCCCUGAAUUUGGCCAAUCAGCUGCAACAACAACAACAGCAGCAGCAACAACAAAAUAAUCGUUAUAAUUAUGCCAACAAUAACAACAACUACAACAAUAAUGGAAAUUUGGGUGGACUUGGUGUCACACCCCAGCCACCCAGUAUUUUCAAUAAUCCCUCGACGACGCCGAGCUACAAUCCGGUUACCCCACCCUCGUACAACAAUCCAUCCACCCCUACAGCUUUUAAUCCACCUGUGACCACCUAUAAUCCGAAUAAUCCAAAUAAUCGUUUUCCGGAGGACCCUAAUCGCUUUCAAAAUCCCUAUGAUCCGAAUCAGGAUCGUUUCAAUUUAAAUCAACAAUUCUUCGAUCAACGUCAGCGAUUUCAAAGUGAUCGCCGUUAUCAAAUCGAAUUGGAGCGGUUAAGGAAUUUAUUGGUUGAAACGGAUCAGCAGGGAUCGCAAGAGUGUACCGCCAAUGUGGCGGCCCAGUGGAAUUUCGAGACGAACGUAAAUGAAUUUACGCAGACGGAGGCGCUCAAUGCCCAACAACGCUAUGUAGAAUUUCAACGCUUGGUGGCGUUGCAGUCACGUCAAAUCAACAAGGAGCUGAUAUUCGAUCGUCGCCUAUAUCGCCAACUAAUGUUGCAGUCAGAAGUGGGCCCGAAUGCCUUGCCAUUGGAAUCUUUGGAUAGGUAUAAUCGCCUGAUCAAUGAAAUGCUCUACAUUUAUAAUGGAGCCACCAUAUGUGCCUACCAGCAGCCAUUUUUAUGCAACUUGCGCUACAUACCCGAUUUGAAGGAGAUUAUGUCGAAGUCGCGGGAUUGGGAUGAGUUGCAGCACACCUGGGUGGAAUAUCAUCGUAAGGCUGGACGAGAAAUGCGUGAUGGUUAUGAGCAGCUGGUGGAUGUUAUGAAUGAGGUGGCGCAUGUUAAUAAUGUCACAAAUGGUGGAGAAUAUUGGUAUCUGGCCUAUGAAUCGAACAACUUCCGUCAAGAUGUCGAUAAUGUUUGGGAACAAAUCCGCCCGCUCUACGAAGCUUUGCAUGCCUAUGUGAGACGUCGUUUGCGUGAAUAUUACGGACCGGAACGUGUUAAUCGUAUUGCCCCGAUACCUUCACACAUUUUGGGUAAUAUGUUUGGACAGUCAUGGUCGAAUAUUUUGGAUAUUGUAAUACCCUAUCCGGGAAAGAAGCUCAUCGAUGUUACACCACGAAUGAUAGAGCAGCGUUACACGCCACAAUUAAUGUUUCAGCUGGCUGAAGAGUUUUUCACUUCGAUAAAUAUGUCGGCGGUGGGACCGGAAUUUUAUCAAAAUUCGUUGAUAGAGCAGCCAUUGGAUCGGCGGGUGUUGUGUGAACCCUCCGCAUGGGAUUUUUGUAAUCGUCAUGAUUUCAGGGUGAAACUUUGCACGGACAUCAAUCAGAAGAGUUUGAUAAGUGUUCAUCAUGAAAUGGCCCAUAUUCAGUACUUUUUGCAGUAUCGCCAUUUGCCUAAGGUUUUCCGGAAUGGCGCCAAUCCGGCCUUCCAUCAAGCGGUAGGCGAUGCAAUUGGCUUAUCGGUCAGCACUCCUCGGCAUUUCCAAACUUUGGGGUUACUUCAGCGUUCCGUCGAUGAGAGCAGUUACGAUAUUAAUUAUCUCUUUACCAUGGCCAUAGAUAAAGUGGCCUUUAUGCCCUAUGCCUUGGCCUUGGAUAACUGGCGUUAUGACGUCUUCAGUGGGAAUGCUAAUAAGCAUAUGAUGAACUGUCACUAUUGGAAUUUGAGAGAAAAAUAUGGCGGUAUUAAACCACCUGUAUUACGUUCGGAGAAAGAUUUCGAUCCUGGUGCAAAAUAUCAUGUUCCCGCCAAUAUACCAUAUAUCAAGUAAGUCGUAU
Molecule: messenger RNA, 2299 nt
Organism: Musca vetustissima
Lineage: Eukaryota; Metazoa; Arthropoda; Insecta; Diptera; Muscidae
Product: angiotensin-converting enzyme-like
Exons: 7
Coding region: 1-2292 (763 amino acids)
Biological process (GO): proteolysis
Cellular component (GO): plasma membrane
Molecular function (GO): peptidyl-dipeptidase activity; metallopeptidase activity
Source: RefSeq, a predicted model, not a curated record